CACCAUCGGAAACAAGCUGCCGAGAUGUCGCUGUAUUUGCGUGCCUUAAAGCCUCGCUCUUCCCAAUGGCGGCGCCUUUUAGCUACCAGUGCGCGCGCUCUACCUACCACGCCCACACCCGCUUUUCCGGACGAAUACGCGCAUGCCGAGAUCGUGACGGACCAAGUGCCCGGCCCAAAGUCGCAGCAGCAGUUGAAGCGCCUCGCUGCGCUGCAGAAUACGGGCGCCAUCAAUUUCUUCGCGGACUAUGCGGCGAGCAAGGGCAACUACCUGGUAGAUGUGGACGGAAAUCGCUUCCUGGACGUGUACGGUCAGAUCGCAUCGCUGCCCAUCGGCUAUAACCACCCCAAGAUCCUCGAAGCCAUGAGCAAUAAGGAGAACCUAGCUAUGCUGGCACAGCGACCAUGCCUCGGCGUGUUUCCUCCCUCUGACUGGGUUGACCGCAUCGACGACACGUUACUCAAAGUUGCGCCAAAGGGACUCAAGGAUGUCAACACACUCAUGUGUGGCUCGUGCUCCAAUGAGAACGCGUACAAGGCGGUGUUCAUGUGGUUUCAGACCAAAAUGAGAGGCGGUCGCCCGCCUUCCGAUCACGAACUCGAGACAUGUAUGACGCACCAGCUGCCGGGCACGCCCAAUUUGAGUAUUCUGUCCUUCCAAGGAGGAUUCCAUGGCCGGUUGCUUGGUUGUCUGUCGACAACCCACUCGAAAGCAAUUCACAAGGUGGAUGUACCGGCAUUUGACUGGCCCGUUGCGCCGUUCCCGAAGCUGAGGUACCCGCUGGAUGUCUACCAGGCUGCUAACGAAGGUGAAGAAGCACGCUGCCUGGACGUGGUUGAGAUACUACUGAAGAACAGUGCCGAGCUGACCAAGCCUGAGGACACUCGUAUUGCCGGCAUGAUUAUUGAGCCAAUUCAAGCGGAGGGAGGAGACAACCAUGCGAGCCCCGCAUUCUUCCGUGAACUACGCAACCUGGCUGCCAAGUAUAGUGUGGCAUUCAUCGUGGAUGAGGUCCAGACUGGAGGAGGCAGCACGGGCAACUUUUGGGCGCACGAACACUGGAACCUUGAGAACCCACCUGACCUCGUCACGUUCAGCAAGAAGAUGCAAACAGGCGGAUACUUCGCCAAAGAAGAGUUCCGUCUCAAGGAGGGCUACCGCAUCUUUAACACGUGGAUGGGAGACCCCACCAAAAUGAUCACGCUAAAGGCAGUGCUUGAUGUGGUCGAGAACGACAGCUUGCUAGAAAAUGUUAGCAUCACAGGCGACUAUCUGAAGACGGGAUUACACGAGAUUGCGGCCAAAUUCCCUGCACUUGUGUCUAAUGUGCGUGGUCAAGGCACGUACUUGGCCAUAGAUUUCCCGACGGAAAGUGUUCGCAACGAUUUUGUUGGCCUGAUGAAGAUGAAAGGUGUCGCCUCGGGGGGCUGUGGAACUAAUUCAGUGCGCUUCCGACCGGCCCUGGUAUUCCAGCCGAAGCACGCUGCUGAAUACUUGGCCAAGAUGCAGGAGGUCUGUGGAAUUCUCAGCAAAUAA
Messenger RNA from Phytophthora infestans T30-4, 1536 nucleotides. Its product is annotated as 4-aminobutyrate aminotransferase, mitochondrial precursor. The coding region runs from base 25 to 1536 and encodes 503 amino acids. Gene Ontology annotation, molecular function: pyridoxal phosphate binding. Gene Ontology annotation, cellular component: mitochondrion. Lineage: Eukaryota; Oomycota; Peronosporomycetes; Peronosporales; Peronosporaceae. The transcript has a single exon. The record is from RefSeq and is a predicted model, not a curated record. Gene Ontology annotation, biological process: GABA catabolic process.